Molecule: messenger RNA, 307 nt
Organism: Chinchilla lanigera (long-tailed chinchilla)
Lineage: Eukaryota; Metazoa; Chordata; Mammalia; Rodentia; Chinchillidae
Gene: Chchd7
Product: coiled-coil-helix-coiled-coil-helix domain containing 7
Source: RefSeq, a predicted model, not a curated record
AGUAAGAAGACUUAGGAUGCCUCUGGUGACAAAGCGACUGAGAGAUCCUGACGUUAAUCCUUGCUUGUCGGAGUCUGAUGCUUCUACCAGAUGUAUGGAUGAGAAUAACUAUAACAGAGAAAGGUGUUCCAGUUACUUCUUGAAGUACAAAAACUGCCGGAGAUUCUGGAAUUCUAUCAUGGUGGAAAGAAGACAGAAUGGAGUGAAGCCGUUUAUGCCUACAGCAGCAGAAAGAGCUGAAAUCUUGGGAGCAAUGGGAAACAUUCCCUAUUGAAUGUUUUCAUUAAAAUUGAUUAUAUAACUAGAA